Messenger RNA from Empidonax traillii (willow flycatcher), 3447 nucleotides. RefSeq names its product shugoshin 2 (gene SGO2). Bases 192 to 3122 code for a protein of 976 amino acids. Gene Ontology annotation, cellular component: nucleus; chromosome, centromeric region. The transcript is spliced from 9 exons. The record is from RefSeq and is a predicted model, not a curated record. NCBI's taxonomy places the organism in Eukaryota, Metazoa, Chordata, Aves, Passeriformes, Tyrannidae. Gene Ontology annotation, biological process: meiotic chromosome segregation.
UAUUGUGAAGUGAUAGAACCUCGGGCGUUUUAUCUUUUAAGUGCAAACUCGGAUAGUUAAUUUGAGGGAAUGGAAAAGCAAAAAAAAAGUGGGAUCCUUUUAGGUUAAAAUAUUUCGCCUCUGUGUUAAUGUCUCAGGGUGUUGAUUUAUUCUUUAACCUGUUUUAAUUAAUUGAACAAAGGUUCAUUUUGAUGAUGGAUAAAGAAGCCAGGGCUAAAUCACCACCUGCCGUGUUCACCUCGAAUGCUGUUAAAGGACGUAGGAAGAAGAGGGAUGGAACAUUACAAGCUGCAAAAUGGAAUGCUUCUUUAGCUUCUAAAAUCAAAACUAAAUUAAUGAAUAACUCAUCUAUGUUGAAAGUAUCUUUACAACAAAAUAACAGAGCAUUAGCUGUGGCUUUAAGUGUGGAGAAAGAAAAUUCUCGCAGGCUAAAGAAUGAGAGGAUUUGUCUUCAGAAGGAAGUAGAAAAACUGCAGCUUCAUAAUAUCUUGCUUCGUCAAAAACUAAACUGUUUGAAUAAAACUCUUAUUGGAAUAGAAGCAUUUUUGAAUGAUAACCUUUUAACUGCAAUAGAGAUAAGCAGUCCUUCUGAGAAUCUGCAGAGUUCCUUUCCUCUGUCAGCUGAUCCAAGUAGCCCUACUGAUGACCAGUUCCAGAGUGCCCGCCAGUCAGCGAGAUCUGCAGAAUUGCCAGUGAGGCUUCCUUUAAUUGGAGCAGCUAAUGCAAAACAGCAGAGUAGCCCUUCUCUGGGUGAAAUGCUGAAUUCCUACAAGUGUACCAAUGAUUUGUCAGAGGAAGUGCAUUCAGAUCAAAUCAAGUUUGCAUCAUCAUUGCCUUCUGGUACAAAUAAUCAAAAGUUAAUUGAAACAGAUCCAGUGGAAACAGCUGUUGACAAGAAUAAAUUUUUGAAAGAAAAUCAACUAUGCACAGAAUUAAGUUCCCGUAGUGCCUUUGUGACUCAUGUCAAAAAUACACAAUCCUUAGGACAGUCUGAGGAGCUUUCAAAACAAUAUCAUGGUAGUUCAUUGCCAUCCUGUGGAAAUGUGACAGAAAGAAAGAAAGAUGCAGUACUUCACAAGUCAAAACCUCAACCUAGUAUAAAGGAUUUUGAUAAAAAAGGUGGGUCAUUGAAUCUGCCUCAUCAUAGUAUCAACAGUGGCAGCAACACCAAUGAUACAAAUCUGCAGGAAGGUUCAAGUGACUUGUCUCACAUUGUUCCCUCAUCUAUUAAAUUUAGCAAUGAAAGUAAGACAGAUUUUAAGAAGCUGCUUUUUACUGACAAGAUGAAGCCUGAAGAAACACUUUAUGAUGCUGAUAUGGAGUUGACUGCCAGUGAUGCAGGUGAACUACUCACAGCUACAGCAAAAGACAAUUAUAAAUUGCACCAAAAUAAAAUUGGUAAUGCAAAUUCUGACAAAAUAUUAGCAAAUUUCAGAAAAGUAAAAUAUUCUAAGAAGGAUAAAGAAAAAAACAAAAGCAAGACUGAAGUUGAUUCAAAUUUAUGUGCAGAAGAAAGGCACACUGGGGCUGACAAGAGUGAAACCUCAAAAACUACUGACUUAGAAACUCAACUAUUCCAAAGUCAGACAGAACAGCUACCUGCAGGAGAUUCUGUAGAGAAACAGAGUAAAACAAGUAAAGCUAAAGAUAGAAAGAGGAUAUACCACGUUAUUGUAGUGAGUCCAAGAAAACAGGAGACAAAUGAAGAAACUUUCUCAGAAAUGUCUGGAGACAUGGAAAGCAAAAUUCAAAAUGCAAACUUAAACUCACCUCUUAACAAGAUCUCGUCAGGAGAUUAUUGUGCUGAGAAUUUACCAUUCCAAGAUAAUACUUCUAAUGUGUUGCCUUUACAGGGUGACUUUCUGAAUGCAAAUGAGAAAGAUAGUGAACCAACAAAAAUUAGGAAAACUUUUCAAAACCCUUCCAAAGCAAACACAGCAAAGUCCUGUAGAGAGGAAAAUGGCCAGGAUGAAGAAUAUAUUCCAAAAAAAUCUCAAACAGAGAUACACCAAAGUGACAGCAAGACAAAACAGAACCAUAAAAAUAUUAUGAAGAGAAAAGACAACAAAAAAAGUAGUUACAGACAAAGCAGAGAAACUGAAAAGGACGGCGUUCAUAGAAUUAGUCAGAAAGCAGACCAAAAGAGCAACCAUUUCUCGCCAGGCAGAUUAAAACGUACAUUGGCAAAGGCUGGCCGGAAAGCAUACAUAAUCCCAAAAGGAAACCUUACACUGUCCUCAGCUUGUAGAAAUCAAGAAUUAAAAAAUAAGGAUUCAUUGCAUGCAGAGACUGGAAAUAAAGUAACUGGAACUCAGCAAAUGCAAGUAGCUUUGGUUCCUCAGGACGAUGCAGCUCUGAAUACACCACAAGCUAAAGAACAAGUUAAUGAUGAUGCUAACAUGUUAAAGAAAGCAGAUUCCUCAGCAGUGGCAAAUAAAUCCCCACUCAUUAGUAAUUCUUCUGGUAAUCAGGUAAAGCAGAAACAGAGAUUUAGUUCUGAUAUUACUGAGACCAGACGAGAAAAAAGUUAUUUCAGGCCUAUUGAUCUGGGCAGGCAGAAUAUUUUGGAUGGCCAGGAAGGCCCUCAUGAAAUAGGUUCCUUUAUGAGUAAAUCAAAGCCUACUAUUCAAGCUGAAUGUUCUAAGAAUAUGUCAUUGAACACAGAUAGCUUUCCCCAGGAAGGUCUUUCCAAUGUGCAGCUCUCGGCUUUUGAUAACCAAAAUGCUUCUAUCAACUUCUCCGUAUUGAAAAACUCUGAAAUCCAAGGAGAAAAUGAUCCUAAAGAAGCACUGAAUGCUGAAAAAGUAGAACAGAAUCUGGACCAUAUUUCUAAAGAGAGUUACAAAAAUAGUCUGACACCUUGUCAUGGAAGAAAGGCUUUUCAAGAUCUGACAAAUACCGGUAUACAAUCUCACGUGUCUGUACCUAAAUCCCCCAAAACUUUAGAGGAAAACUCAGCAGCACCAUCUAGACGAGGAAGACCCACUGUUUGCUACAAAGAACCCAAUCUACACAGCAAAUUAAGGCGUGGGGAUCGGUUUACAGAUAUGCAAUUUCUGUGUUCCCCAGUCCAUAAAGUAAAAAAUAAAACAAGUUUUAAAAGUAAAUCAAAAUUUAUUUGAAGAAGAGAAAAGAAUUGCCUCUAUGAACAAUACUUCUAAAAUGGGUACAGUUGUUUCUGUAUGUAUAUAGAUGUUUAGCAAUAUUGAGUGCUUGUUGUUUGAUUAGUAGAGGUCUUCCAAAGUGAAAUUUUCUGGAAAAGAGUCUCUAUAUAAGGGGCACAGAAUACUUCACUGAGGAAGGCAUUUACAUGUUAGGUUCCACUCACGUUUUGCAUUUCUGGUCAGUAAUUUAUAAUUUCUUCAAAGUGUUUGCAGCACUUCUUAAAUUGUAAGAAAAGUGUAUGUUUUAAUGUAAAUUAAAAAUAAACCAGCUUUGGGAAUUUUA